CGCCGGUUAACAACAAUAACAGUGGUGAUCAGCUGACGAGAGAAUCAGCGACUGAACAGAGAUAUAAAGUGAAGAGAAGCAGCUGUAAACUUUAGUUUGUGUGGUCAGGUCUCAGCUGCAGAAACAUGAGUGUUAACGGAGACUUCGGGGUAGAUGAAUACAGGGAACGUGUCACCGGAGACAGAAGAGACGAAGAAACUGCGCCUUUAUUAUCAAAUGCAUCAAUUCCUAUGAAGAUCUGGGAAGGAGAGCUUUGAGAAAACCAGGAAAAGUUCUUGUGGGAGUUGCAAUUCUCAUCCAAAAUAUUGGUGCCAUGUCGUCCUAUUUGUUCAUCCUGAAGUCGGAGCUUCCUGCAGCCAUAAGCAUCUUCCUGAGUCCAGACAGCACAGGAAACGCCUGGUAUGAAGACGGCAGGCUGCUCCUGAUCCUUGUCACCAUCUGUGUUGUUCUACCUUUGUCAAUAUUGCCAAGAAUUGGCUUCCUGGGAUACACCAGCAGCAUAGCUUUCUUCUUCAUGCUGUACUUUACAGUUGUGAUAGUGGUGAAGAAAUGGUCCAUCCCCUGCCCCCUGCCUCACAAUCUGACCACGCUUUCAGGAGCCUUCCAGGUGUCAAAUUCCACCGACCCAGAGUGCACGCCCAAACUCUUUGUCAUCUCCAGCGAGAGCGCCUACGCCAUCCCAACCAUGGCCUUCUCCUUCCUGUGCCACACGGCCAUCCUGCCAAUCUACUGCGAACUGGACCGACCUUCUAAGGUCAGGAUGCAGAACGUCACAAACGUCAGCAUCAGCCUCAGCUUCCUGGUUUACCUCAUCUCUGCACUGUUUGGCUACCUCACCUUCUAUGCCCAGGUGAACUCUGAGCUGCUGCUCGGCUACGACAUGUACUUGCCGCGGGACAUCAUGGUGAUGACGGUUCGAAUAGCCAUCCUCCUCUCCGUGUUGCUGACUGUCCCGCUCAUUCAUUUCCCUGCCCGUAAAGCUCUCAUCUUGCUGCUCUGUGGAGGACGUCCUUUCUCCUGGCUGAUCCACAUCGUGGCCACUUUCUUCAUCCUUGGUGUGGUGCUGAUGCUCGCCAUCUUUGUACCUGACAUCAGAAAUGUGUUCGGAGUAGUGGGGUCGACAACAUCCAGCUGUCUGUUGUUUAUUUUCCCUGGAAUCUUCUACCUGAGGAUAAGCAGAGAGCCGCUCAGAUCCUUUGACUCCAUCGGGGCUUUAAUGUUGAUGGUGUUCGGCCUCAUUGUGGGACUCACCAGCUUCUCAGUCAUCGUCAUUACGUGGGCACAGAGCUCCUAACCCCCACUCGCAAGCAUAAGAGCAAAGAAAGGGAAAAAAAACUUGCCAAAGUAUCCGAUAACUGCAUAUCAGACAGAUGCUUUUGUUUAUUAUACAGUAGACGAGAGGUUUUUUUUAACUCAAAAAUACUGACCAAACGCAGUAUAUGUGAUCCUAAACAGAAAGAGGACUUUUCAUGUUCUACUCAGUUACUUUUUACAGGUCAAGACGUCUUUUCUAAUUUCUGACCUUCAGAUUUUAUAUGAUUUAUUUUUUUGCCUGAAACAAAGAUGGGUAACAUUUACUCCAAGUUGCCUGCUGUCUCUUUUUUUGUUUUCUCUAUGUGGAUGAUCAUGCACCUUAUCUGUACAAUCUCUGUACAUAUAUAUGAAAAAUGUUGUGUGAACCAUAAAUGUGUCAUCUCAUUUAUGGUUCACAUCUCUCUUUACCUGAUUUAUGGCUACGUCCGUUUAUUUUAGUCACUUUAUUGUUAUUUUCAGCUCUUAAGCGUUUUUAUUUUUUUAAUCCGUGGAUUGAUUUGCCACUCACACUAACACACCUUCAGAUCUCAGGGUUAAAUGGUUCUGCUGCUACUUUCUAUGCUCCAAUAAAUUACUUUGUUUGGACCAGUUAAUUAUUAUAUACACUCCAUGUGGUUAUAAUGUAAAAUCAUGUCAUUCUUCAUAUUCGGGGCCUGUAAUAAAAGGGAAAUUGUUUAUUCA
This is a messenger RNA of Platichthys flesus (European flounder), 1995 nucleotides long. RefSeq names its product solute carrier family 38 member 6 (gene slc38a6). The record is from RefSeq and is a predicted model, not a curated record. Gene Ontology annotation, biological process: amino acid transmembrane transport; L-glutamine transport. Gene Ontology annotation, molecular function: L-glutamine transmembrane transporter activity. Lineage: Eukaryota; Metazoa; Chordata; Actinopteri; Pleuronectiformes; Pleuronectidae.